This is a messenger RNA of Sitodiplosis mosellana (orange wheat blossom midge), 987 nucleotides long. RefSeq lists its product as uncharacterized. The coding region runs from base 298 to 987 and encodes 229 amino acids. Lineage: Eukaryota; Metazoa; Arthropoda; Insecta; Diptera; Cecidomyiidae. The record is from RefSeq and is a predicted model, not a curated record. The transcript has 4 exons.
UGUUAUUUUGGUCUAGUUUCUGGCAAUGAAAUAUAAUCCAAUAUCGCCUUGACCAUUGUUUUAUAUAAUAUCCGAUUUUUUCAACAAAGUUCGCAUUGAUUUGACACCGGCGCACAUAUUUUUUUACACAUCUUUAUGGAAACUCAUGCAUUGUUUCCAAAACAAUGGAAUCUAAUGGAAUGUCAAUCAAGGCUCUUUUUUGUACCCAUGGGAGGAAAUGUGAUGAAUACAUCGACUCAUAUAAAAGAGCUACCUCAUACAGGAUUUGAUCUUAGUCUGAAAAUAUGAACCCUUGGAAUGAUAGUAAAACUAAGCGUUCACUUUUAUUGCCAGCAGGCCCUUUGGAUUAUUAUUAUUGGUGCUGCUAUAACAAAAGCCAAAGAUGAAAUUUGGCAACGGAAAAUUCCAAUUAAAUUCCUGAGAGCAGUCAUGGAACAACCGAAUUUAUGUGAAUCUGCUUAUGCUGAUUAUGAUAGUUGUGAAAAUGCCGUUUCAACCAAUAGUGUAAAAAGUAGAAGCACAGAUGAUGUGUAUGAAUUCAACAGUGAGGAGGUUAAUAUAGAGAAAAUAAUUGGGGAUUUUAUGCCAGUCGAAGAAAAACCAGAGAAACGAAGUCAUUUGCGAGCAGGUUGUGAUUGUCAAUUGGCGAGCACUCUAAUUGACUUAGGUCCUUCAUCAUUUCCUCGGCAUAUUCGAAAUGUAACUUGUGGUGAACAUAACCGAUGUCAAUAUGCACGAGCUAAAAAUCAUCAUUGUUUGCCGAUUCAUUAUCAGGUGAAAACCACCUUUUGUCCUACUCCACCCUCAUCCAAUUCUUCUAAAUUAAAUGUCUGUUUACAACAGGUUAGUGUGAUAAAGAUGCGACAAUAUGGAAUAAAUCCAAGCGAAUUGACUGAUGCAUAUAUAUUGCCACAAGGACUGCGCUGUCGUUGGAAAGCUAUGACUAUACCCACAGUGGUUGGAUGUGUGUGUGGACCGCAAUAUUAA